AAUAAAUAUUAUGAACAACCAUACUAAUCCAUUAUUCAACCUUGGCUACCAAGAGGACCAACAGUUGUCUCCCAACUUUUGGGACAUCGAGGUGCCAAAUCCGCAUUGGUUCGGUGGAGAUGCAGAUAUGAAGGCUGUCGAGGGUAAUAAAAAUGAGAUAGGACUUGAAGAUCCCUACAAAAACACUUUCUCCAUGCUCAAAACUUCUAUUAACUUUUCUGAUCUCACUCAAAUAACUCCAGAUGAGCAAGUUGUGCAAGCUCCUGAAAUUUUUAAAGAAGAUGACCACUCAUACCUGUUCAAGUCUGAUGAUGAAGUUACUUUGUUUGCACACGGCACUAACCCAUCAGCCAAACCCAAACAGCCUGUGACAGAACCUACUCCUACCAUCUCAAGAGAAGCCAACAGCAAGGGUCUCAAACCUGGAGCCCACUCAACCAGACAAGAUGUCGUCAACAAGACCAUUAUCAGGAGCAUCAAGCGUUAUUACUGAGAAGCCUUCGCCGAUGGUAACACCAUGAUUUAUUUCUUGCACAAGUCGGACGGUCCUAAGUGUCUCCGCAACAUCGACCAAUACUGCCUCAGCCACUUCGGACCCAAGCUUGGCAUCUUGGAAGCCGACUCAGUCUACAGUCUUCAAGACUUCUUUGACAAGAAAACCAAAAUUAAGAAAAUGGUGUUCAAAGAGAAUAUUGCUAAAUUCUACGAAAUCAAGGUCACGUUCGCAUGCAUCCUGCUCAAGAUCCCGAUGAAGAAGUGCUUCGGAUUUCCAUUCGUCAAGAAGGCUUACAACUCAAUCUAUGAAGUGCUCUACAAUUACUCGGUCCGCAAACUCGAGAAGCUGUUCGAGUGCCAAGGAAUGGUCAGCAUUUUCGAACAUUUCUGCGAAAGCGGAAUACUCGACAGACUGAUGAAGGAAGACCCAACACUGUCUUUGAACCCAGAGGGCUACCAGAAGGGAGUCCAGAGGAUCAAGGCCCUUUGCAAAGCUUAG
Molecule: messenger RNA, 994 nt
Organism: Moneuplotes crassus
Lineage: Eukaryota; Ciliophora; Spirotrichea; Euplotida; Euplotidae
Source: the annotation of a GenBank genome assembly